Triticum turgidum subsp. durum (durum wheat) is the source of this 996-nucleotide messenger RNA. NCBI's taxonomy places the organism in Eukaryota, Viridiplantae, Streptophyta, Magnoliopsida, Poales, Poaceae. The record is from the annotation of a GenBank genome assembly.
AUGGCAAUUCCUGCUGAUGCUGCUGUCUCGUUGAACUUCCCGGUGAUCAACAUGGAGAAGCUUGAGACCGGGGAGAGGGGCGCGGCCAUGGAGGUCAUCCGCGACGCCUGCGAGAACUGGGGAUUCUUCGAGCUGCUGAACCAUGGCAUCUCGCACGAGCUGAUGGACGAGGUGGAGCGGGUGAGCAAGGCGAACUACACGGCGUGCCGAGAGGGGCAGUUCAAGGAGUUUGCGGCGCGGACGCUGGAGGCCGGCGAGAAGGGCGCCGACGUGAAGGACGUGGACUGGGAGAGCACCUUCUUCGUCCGCCACCUCCCCGCCUCCAACCUUGCCGACCUGCCCGACCUCGACCACCACUACAGGCAACUGAUCAAGGAAUUCGCGUCGGAGAUCGAGAAGCUGGCAGAGAAGGUGCUGGACCUGCUGUGCGAGAACCUGGGUCUGGAGCAGGGCUACCUGAAGCGGGCGUUCGCCGGGUCCAGGGGCCCGACGUUCGGCACCAAGGUGAGCAGCUACCCACCGUGCCCACGCCCCGACCUGGUUGACGGCCUCCGCGCGCACACCGACGCCGGCGGCGUCAUCCUGCUGUUCCAGGACGACCAGGUGAGCGGGCUGCAGCUCCUUAAGGACGGGGCCUGGGUUGAGGUGCCGCCCAUGCGCCACGCCAUCGUCGUCAAUAUCGGCGACCAGCUGGAGGUGAUCACCAACGGGCGGUACAAGAGCGUGAUGCACCGCGUGCUCACCCGCGCCGACGGCAACCGCAUGUCCAUCGCGUCAUUCUACAACCCCGGGGCCGACGCCGUCAUCUUCCCGGCCCCGGCGCUUGUGGCCGCUGCCGGCGCCACGGAGAAGAACGAGGGCGAGGAGGGCGGCGCCGUGUACCCGAAGUUCGUGUUCGAGGACUACAUGAACCUGUACGUGCGCCACAAGUUCGAGGCCAAGGAGCCACGGUUCAAGGCCAUGAAGGCAGACGCCGCGCCCAUCGCCACCGCGUGA